CACACUCUGUGAUGAACGGGAUAAUUCGAAGCUUUUCAUACACGGCUCCACGUAUCCUUCGCUAGGACUUGCCACACUAGCCGAUCAUGGUGAGGCCGGCGAGAAUAUAUAAUACGUUGGGUCGGCGCUUUCGUGUUGCACGAUUUAUCUUCUUUCAAUCCUCCAACUCCCCCAGCCAUGUCGUUCAUUGACACCACCAAAGACCUAUGUACUCUCUUCUCCAAUCAGGUGACCCGAUCACCCAAUGCAUUGGCACUCGAAGAUGAGACGCGAACAUACACAUACAUUGAAUUAGCUCAAGCGGUCGAUGCUCUUGCAAAACGCCUUCGAGCGUAUGGAGUUAAGCGAGACAGCUGCGUGGGCGUUUUACUUCCGCGGAGCGCCGAUUACGUGAUCUCAUGUCUUGCAGCACUGCAAGCUGGAGGCGCAUAUUUGGUCCUAGAGCUCGCAUAUCCUCCAGACCUCUUGGCUGACGUGCUGGAAGAUGCCACGCCAGCAGUCGUGAUUACGAGGGAGUCAGAAAGCGGAAAGAUCCGGGAAGGCAUCCCUCAGAUCGUACUCGACAAACAGACGAAUGGCGAACUACCAAACGGAGCUCCAACGAGCGAUAACACAGAGGAGAAUUACAACGGCAAAAACGCAGAUGGUUCAGACGACCUCGACCGCCUCUGCUUCGUCUCCUACUCAUCCGGUACUACCGGCAAAUCCAAGGGAAUUGCCAACCCGCACCGGGCAUCCGUUCUUUCAUACAACCUCAGAUUUGGCGUUUCAGAUGUCAAGCCUGAUGACCGAGUAGCAUGCAAUGUCUUCUUCGUCUGGGAGAUCAUCCGGCCUCUGCUGCGAGGCGGGACCGUCGUCACUGUUCCGGACGAGGUCAGCUAUGACCCUGUCGGCUUGGUGGAUCUUCUUGCGAGCAAAAAGGUCACCGAAACUCUCAUGACGCCCACUCUUCUGGCGGCCGUCCUCUCGCGCUUCCCGGACAUCGGCUCAAGGUUGCAAGACCUCCGUACAUUGUGGUUCAACGGUGAAGUCGUCACUACUGACCUCGCUCGCCGCGCCCUUUUCGCCCUGCCGAAUGUACGCCUUCUGAAUUGCUACAGCGCAUGUGAAACACACGAGAUCGCUUGUGGAGACAUUCGCGACAUCAUCGAUGAGAAAUUGACGAAUUGCCCGGUGGGUAGACCACUGGAGCCCGAGAACAUUUACGUGCUCGACGAGGAGGGUAACGUUGUCGAGCCUGGAACGAGCGGAGAGCUCUACGUGGGCGGUGAUCUCCUCGCCCGCGGUUACCUCAACCUUCCCGAGGUCACUGCCAAAGCAUUCCUGCCUAACAAAUUCAAGCCCGAGGAUCCUACUGCUAGAAUGUACAGGACUGGUGAUCUUGCCAUUCUGCAUCCAUCGGGACUUUUGGAGAUUACUGGCCGCACAGGUGCAAUGAUCAAGCUACGUGGCUAUUCCGUGGUCCCGGCCAAGGUUCAAAGCACCAUUGUGGAAUAUCUCGGCGUACGCCACUGCGCAGUUGUCGCCCAUGGCGACGGUCUCGAGCGUCAAUUAGUAGCUUACAUUGUUCGUGACGAGGAAUCAGCGACCAGACCGUUGGUAGAGAUUGACGAAUUGGGCCACAGCCCGGCUGCUAGAAAGCACAUCUCGCCUUACUUGGCACAAUAUAUGCUUCCCACACUCUGGGUAGAGCUAGAGACCCUUCCAACACAGAAGGUUUCAGGAAAGGUCGACCUUAAGAACCUUCCGCCGCCACCUUCACCCAAGAAGACGUCGGGAGUUUCUACUCCGAAGGACUCGAUCAGCAUCAAUGAAAUCGCCGAGAUCUGGGCCGCCACUCUCGGAGUUCCCCAAAGCACACUCAAACCCGAUCACAGCUUUUUCGACCUCGGUGGUCAUUCUCUUUCACUCGCUGCCCUUUCAGCAAAACUGUCCCGGAAAUUCGGCUUCCGCAUUCCCGUCAGUCGCCUUGCCGACCCAUCAACUCUGCAAAGCCACUUGCAAACUGUUCGAGAAGUCCGAGAUGGUAAUAUUGCUGCCGUCCAGGCCGAUCUUCCUGCUGCAUUACGUAGAGACUCAACUCUCGAUCGCGAUAUCGAGUUCCCCGAUGCAAAGAUUCGCGCAGUCAAAGAUGCCGAAGUCAUCCUACUCACUGGCGCGACUGGAUUCCUUGGUGCAUUCCUCCUGAGCCAUCUUUUGGAAAGCACUGCCGCUACUAUCAUUUGUUUAGUGCGAGGCAAUGAUACUACAGAAGCAGACAAACCCGCAUGCACCGCCAGACUAAGGAGAAAUCUCAUUGAGCUCGGCCUUUGGCGAGAUUCCAUCAUGGAGCGUGUAGAAAUCUUGCCAGGCGACCUUCCACGUAAGCGUCUCGGCCUCACGCAGGAGAAGUUCACGGAGCUCGGUCAUAGAGUACAGGUCAUUGUCCAUGCUGCAGCUCAAGUCAACCUUGUCUACCCUUACGCUGCAUUGCGAGGCACCAAUGUUGAUGGUGUGCGAGAAAUUCUCAGAAUGGCCUCCAUCAACGGCGCCACCGUCUUGCAUGUGUCGACCAACGGCGUGCUCCCCCACUCUGACUCUCGUUUCGGAUGGCCAGAGGAUUCCAUGCUCUACGUCGACGCUGUUCCUGAGAAGAUUCCCGACGGAUAUGGACAGACCAAGUGGGCUGCUGAGCAAUUGGUACUUGAAGCGGGCCGUCGUGGUCUUCCCGUCCGCAUCCUGCGUGCUGGAACAAUCUCGGGACACAGUGCCACCGGUGCUGCGAACGUCUGGGAUUUGCUGACUGCGCUGUUCGUCGAGUCCAUCCACCUGGGAUACUACCCGAACGUCGACGGAUGGAGGGCUGAGAUGACCCCUGUGGACUUUGUCAGCAAGGCCAUUGUGCAUUUGGGUAACCAGACCCACGCGAAGCAAUUGGUUUUCCACCUGGGUGACCCGGACCCAGUCGACGCAAAGACUGUGUUUGAUCACUUCACCGAGCUAGGCUAUCCUACGCAACCUAUGGGAUUCGACGAAUGGGUCAAUCUCUGGAAUGAACGCCGAGCAAGCGCCAAAGGUGGAGACGGCGCAUUCACCAUCGAUAUCCUUCGAUCCAGCAUGCCCAGCAUUGAAUUCCUACGGGACAUUGUCGUUUUGAACAACGCUCAGACCCGACCGUUCCGAGCUAUCGUGGAACGACCCAAGGUUGAUGGUGUUCUCCUCGAGACAUACGCGAGGCAUUGGUUUGCGCGUGGUUGGAUGAGCCGCGCACCACUGCGCAACUCUGCCCUUGGAGGAUCAGCUCUGUCAGUACGCAAGAGCAUCCUCUCGGGCAAGGUCGUCGUCAUCACUGGAGCGUCAUCCGGCAUUGGCGCAGCAGUAGCUGCAGCUCUCGCAAGCGAAGGCUGCCACCUUGUGUUGGCCGCUCGUCGUGCACCAGUUCUCGAAUCCCUCAAGCGACGUCUGGCGGUACGCGAGGGCAAGAUAAUCACAAAGGCGACGGAUGUCACAAUCAAGACUGAGGUUGAUGAUCUCUUCGCUACUGCAGAGAGAGAAUUGGGCCAAGUGGACAUACUCGUCUCAUGCGCUGGUGUCAUGUACUACACCAUGAUGGCUAAUGUGAAAACCGACGACUGGAACACUACUGUCGAUGUCAACUGCAAAGGUCUCCUGCACUGUCUGGCGGCUUCGGUCCCGCCCAUGCUUACCCGGGGCUCUGGACACAUCGUCGCCAUCUCAUCAGACGCGGGCCGAAAGGUGUUCCCGGGCCUGGGCGUCUACUCCGCCAGCAAAUUCUUCGUCGAAGCAACUCUUCAGUCUCUGCGACUGGAAACUGCCGGCAAGGGUUUACGCGUGACAUCGGUACAGCCGGGCAAUACCGCGACGGAUCUGCUGGGCAUGUCGACUGAUGAGCAAGCCAUCGAAGCAUAUGGCAAGCCAACAGGAGCACAGAUCCUCGACCCAACCGACGUUGCCAACGCGAUCGUUUAUGCUUUGAAACAACCUGAGCAUGUGGCAGUGAACGAGGUUCUCAUUGAGCCCAGAGAUGAGCCCAUCUAGGGAAAAGUAGAAACUUGGUUUUAAAAAGGGUACUCUCACGCAUUUGGAUUGUUGCAUAUCAAGGCGUUUAGUGUUUUGCUUCCAAGGGCAUUUUUUGUUUAGCACGAUGAAGAUGAGGGCAUGAUAAUGAGCACAAAUAUUCAAUCCCGUCAUGCACCACGAGUGCAUCUUCUUGAACGUAAUCGGGCAUGAGAACUGCUUGACUAUUCCUUCUUCUGCAAGUCAUAGCAUUCGGCAUCAAGCACGAUAUCCCGAG
Molecule: messenger RNA, 4294 nt
Organism: Dissoconium aciculare CBS 342.82
Lineage: Eukaryota; Fungi; Ascomycota; Dothideomycetes; Mycosphaerellales; Dissoconiaceae
Product: acetyl-CoA synthetase-like protein
Exons: 1
Coding region: 178-4038 (1286 amino acids)
Molecular function (GO): phosphopantetheine binding
Source: RefSeq, a predicted model, not a curated record